This is a messenger RNA of Bombus impatiens (common eastern bumble bee), 1635 nucleotides long. RefSeq names its product 2-acylglycerol O-acyltransferase 1-like. NCBI's taxonomy places the organism in Eukaryota, Metazoa, Arthropoda, Insecta, Hymenoptera, Apidae. Gene Ontology annotation, cellular component: endoplasmic reticulum membrane. Gene Ontology annotation, biological process: triglyceride biosynthetic process. Gene Ontology annotation, molecular function: diacylglycerol O-acyltransferase activity. Bases 191 to 1285 code for a protein of 364 amino acids. The transcript is spliced from 6 exons. The record is from RefSeq and is a predicted model, not a curated record.
CUAGUUUUUGGAUUCGGUGGAACGGAGAAUCUUACGUAUUCUUGUCGUUUCAUUGACUUUUUCAAAUACAUUCAGACAAAAUGUGAAUUGGGGCAGUCGAAGAGAAUCUUCGAUUAAAAGAAACCCGGACCCAAAGGAGAAUCGCUGAAUUGAUGCUACUGUAAUAAGAGGAGGAAUUAAGAGAAAAACGAUGGAGAUUCUGGGAGUGAAAUUCGCUCCGCUAAGAGUACCAUUAAAUCGAAGAUUGGAAACGCUCUCAGCCGCGCUUUGGAUCCUAAUUUUCCUAUCUGGAUAUUUCGCGGGAUAUAUUCUCACCGCCUAUUUUCUUUUCUUCACCCAAACCAUGCGCUACUUCAUAUUGCUUUACUUCAUCUGGAUGUAUUACGAUUGGAACAAGUUCGAUAUAGGCAAAAUACGGCGAAAAUUCCUGCAAUGGAUUAGAAGCUGCGCGUGGAACCGAUACUUCUGUAACUACUUUCCUAUAAAAUUAGUGAAAACCACUGAUUUGGAUUCGAACAAAUUGUAUUUAUUCUGUAGUUUCCCGCAUGGGAUCCUAUCGACAGGUGUUUAUGGUGCAUUCGGAACAGAUAUCGUCGGCUGUAGAGAACUUUUCCCGGGUCUCGAAUUUAGGGUCGUCGUACUUGAUCAACUUUUUAAAUCGCCGCUUUUCCGCGAGUAUUUGCACAUCAACAGCGCCCUUGCUAGCAGUGCAGAGUGUAUAAAACAACAACUAUCGACGAGACCUUCGCCACCGUACACGGGAAAGGCGACAGUUCUGAUCCCCGGCGGAGCGGCAGAAGCAUUCGAAUGUAAGCCGCCCGGCGGAGCGGCAGAAGCAUUCGAAGAAGCAUUCGAAUGUAAGCCGGGCACUUACCGCAUCCUGAUAAAAAGGAGGAAAGGCUUCGUAAAGCUCGCGCUGCAAAAUGGAAAUCCUCUGGUUCCCGUUUAUUCAUUCGGGGAAACGGACAUUUACGAUCAAGUGAUCUGGUCAGAUGGCUCAUACAUGAAGAGACUGCAGGAGUACAUUCGUAAGAAAAUCGGUAUAGCGCCGAUUCUACUGGUUGGUCGAGGAUUCUUCCAGUACACUUUCGGUCUUAUCCCUCGACGGAAGCCAAUUACUGUCGUUGUCGGCAGUCCGAUGGAGUUACCAAAGAUAGAAGAACCAACGAGAGAACAAGUCGAGGAAUAUCACGAGAAAUUCGUCAAGCACCUGGUGAACUUUUUCGAGAACGAGAAACACAAGUACAUCGAAAACGCGGAUUCGGUGCAUCUUGAGUUCGUAUAGUCAUAUCGCGAAAUAAUCAUCAUUUACAACGGACCCGCGCAGUGAAGGACCAAGAAAUUGCUCAAUUAUAAACGUACAACGUGUAUUUAUGUAUUAAAUAAGUUUUAAGAUGUGAAAUAGUUGAGCAGAAAAUGGACAAUUGUUAGGCGAUGUAGUCAAUUCGAUAAUUACGUGUCUUAAGAACUCUACAUAGAAAAGAACCAAUAGAAUUAUGGUAUUAUGAAUAAGGACCGAAGAGCUAUACAGUAUGUCCAGUUUAAAUGUACGCACGUUACCAUACCUUCAGUUGUUAGAAAUACGAAUAAUCUUUUGUAUGAAGGUUUUAUUGUCGAAGAAAACUGUCCAAAUUU